AUGAGUCAUUUCUCCACCCCUAGCUCGGACGGCGCAAGGACACCCGACGAGAACGAGUUGUUGAAAGAAAAGGAGAAAGUUAACAAAGCGUUCGGCGCACCUGUCUCUGGAAGCAGUUUGGCAGCACCCCAACAAGGUAGCAAGCAGGGUGGUACAAACGGUUCAGCUUUGACAGACACACCAUUGACUACUGCGCCGAACAGCCCCAUAAUUCCACCACGGCGAAGAGACUCCGGAACCUCCACACCAGCCUCACGCCAACGGCCUACUACUUUGGAUAUCCCCGGCCUGACAAAAUCGAGUGUGUCACCUGACGGUAGAAUUGCCCAGAGAGACGUUGGUUCUAAACUGGUCAUCGUUAUGGUAGGCCUACCAGCUAGGGGAAAGAGCUAUGUAACCAAGAAAAUUGCACGGUAUCUUAAUUGGCUUCAGCAUGACACACGGAUAUUCAACGUCGGCGAAAGGAGGCGUGUCGCAGCUGGAGAACUUGGUUCGAAUGGACCUCCAGGCAUUUCCAGGACUCAGCGACCCUUACAGAGUAUCAGUCUCACUACGAGAUCAUCAAAUGGGUUCUUGACCGAUGGAAACUCCAAAACCGCUAUUACGCCCUCUACGAAAAUAUUGAUCAAUGGUGAACCUCCACCCCUUGAAAUGCUUCCUUCACCGGCAUUGGACCUGGCAAAAGAGGCGAAUUCCCGCGACUCGACCUUGGAUAUUGUGUCCAACAGCAACACUCAGGAUGGAAGACUGGCGCCUAAGGCGGUAGCGCCUUCGCUGCACAGGACUGAAUCGAUGGAAAAGAUUCACGACGCAUCAUUUUUUGACCCCAAUAAUGAACAGGCAGCACACAUCCGAGACGAAAUAGCAAUGGCAACGCUGGACGAACUCCUGGACUACAUCCUCGAUCAGGGGGGCUCAGUGGGGAUCUUUGACGCGACCAAUAGUACGCUCGAAAGGCGAAAGCUCGUGAUGGAGAGAAUCAGAGAGCGGGCUGGUCCUGAACUUGGAGUGUUGUUUCUCGAAUCUCUUUGUGUCGACGAACAAUUGUUGGAGUCCAACAUGCGUCUGAAGCUGAGCGGUCCGGACUACCGAGACCAAGAUCCUCUUGUAGCAUUGGACGACUUCAAAAAGCGGGUGGCCUUGUACCAGUCAAAGUAUGUUCCCCUCGGGGAAUACGAAGAGAAAAACAACACGCCCUACGUUCAGAUGAUAGAUGUGGGACGGAAGGUAGUCUCUCAUCAGAUUCGAGGUUUUCUAUCAGCACAGACCGUUUAUUACCUUCUGAACUUCAAUCUUGCGCCCCGACAGAUUUGGAUCACCAGGCAUGGGGAGUCCGUCGACAACGUCAACGGCAGGAUCGGUGGAGAUUCUGACUUGAGUGAGAGGGGCAUUGCAUACGCAAAAGCCCUGACAAUGUUCAUCAAAGAUCAACGUCAAGCCUGGGAUGUACAUCAGCGCGACAAGGCCCUUUCAACUCACUUUCCGCCCUUGCCAGGCGAUACCACUCCUCCAAACCCGGAAUACAACCAUGGGGACCCUGACGACAGCGAAUCUCCUAAGAGCUUCUGCGUGUGGACGUCAAUGCUCAAACGGAGCAUCCAGACAGCCCAGUUCUUUGACGAAGACGAUUAUGACACGAAGCAAUUCAAGAUGCUUGACGAGCUCAACGCUGGGACCAUGGAAGGACUGACGUAUGAGGAGAUCCGUACCAAGCACAACGAAGAAUUUCGGCUUCGACAGAGGGAUAAAAUGCAUUAUCGAUACCCUGGUGCAGGCGGGGAAGGAUACCUCGAUAUUAUCAAUCGAUUGCGGGCUGUUAUCGUCGAGGUCGAGAGGAUGACGGAUCACGUUUUGCUUGUCGGGCAUCGGUCUGUCGCUCGAGUACUUUUGGCUUACUUCAAGGGUCUUAAGAGGGAGGACGUGGCGGAUCUCGAUGUCCCGCUGGGCAUGCUGUACAUGCUUGAGCCGAAGCCCUAUGGUGUUGAAUUCCGGGCCUAUCGUUACGACGAAUUGAGAGAUUGUUUCUUUGAAGUACACGAUCAUCAACUACAGAGGGCGACCUCUCAUCUCUCGAAUUGA
This is a messenger RNA of Letharia lupina, 2079 nucleotides long. RefSeq lists its product as uncharacterized. The transcript has 7 exons. Gene Ontology annotation, molecular function: 6-phosphofructo-2-kinase activity; ATP binding. Bases 1 to 2079 code for a protein of 692 amino acids. NCBI's taxonomy places the organism in Eukaryota, Fungi, Ascomycota, Lecanoromycetes, Lecanorales, Parmeliaceae. Gene Ontology annotation, biological process: fructose metabolic process; fructose 2,6-bisphosphate metabolic process. Gene Ontology annotation, cellular component: cytosol. The record is from RefSeq and is a predicted model, not a curated record.